AUGUCACUUACUAAAAUUAUGACAGACAUGUUUUCGCAAAUGCCUCCACUUGAAAGGAUGGACAGAGAAUCCGGUGAACCGGUAGGACAUGGUGAAACGUGCUCGAAAGAUUUUUUAGAAUUAGAUAAUGUUAGGGUAUAUCCUUGUAGUUUAGCUUUUGCUGGUGCGUAUGACGGCAAGGUAUUUCUGGAAAAGUUUCAAAUUAUCAACGUGGGAAAGAUUCCCGCGUUCGUGAGAGUUAUGCCGCCGACAUCCAAGGCCUUCAAAAUGAAACCACUCCCAAAAGGAAAAAUGCUAUCUUCAGGCCUUAGUAUUACUCGAUAUAUAAAAUAUACACACAGUAGUGCUGUGGCGUUAUCCCAAAUUUAUAUAACGCUUUAUAUUAACGAAAAACCUGUCUUGUAUGAGUUAGAAGUGUAUCUUAAUCAAGCCAUCGUCAAAACUUCACCAAAGAUGUUGCAUUUUGGAGAUAUCGACGUUGGAACAGCUUCUGAACAACUAUCAGUACAUUUACACAAUGAAGGCGAAAAAGUGACCACUUUUGUUGUUGAUUUAGGAAGACAUGAUCUAGAACUUAUAAUUGAUCCCAUGAGAGGUACCAUUAAGCCUUCUGAAAUUGUGGAAAUAAAAGUAGAAAUACUCGGCUCACGGGAAGGCAAAUUUUUAAAAGAAUUCUGGAUAAAAACCGACCCCCCACAAAGAAUUUAUAUUACGGGAACUUUUAUUAUGCCACAAUUAAAACUAGAACACCCAUUUAGCAACUUUGAUUUAAUCGUUAUCCAUUUUCCCAAAACUUACUACAAUGCCGAAAGCAUCAGAGCGCUAGUAGUAAAAAACAGCAGUUCCACUAACACGAUGUUCUGUACCAUGGCGAUAUAUAAAAAUGAAGAAAAAAAAUUAGAUGAAGCUAGAAAAACUGACAAUAGUUUAAGAUUUUUUAAAUUGGCGCCAAAAGAAGGAAGGCUUACCAAAAACCACAAAGCUGCUAUUAUUGUUAGAUUUGUUCCAAGAAGAUUAAGAUCAUUUACUCAAAAAUAUUGCAUCGCUAUGAUUAAGAUCGUAAAAGUAAACUUUCGAGAUGGCGUGAUAAAAGGAAAGGAUAUUGAAGUAAAGACAUUUUCAAGUCUUGUAGAUGCAGAGCAAUUUCAAAUAUGCUCUUUAAACUCAAUUGAUGAAAGCUUUAAGGAAAUUCCACUUUUUCCAAAUCAUUUAAACUUAUGCUUGUACGGAGAAAUCGAAGAACCCAAUGUUAAAUUAACGCCUCAUUCCAUUGACCGAGAUGAUUUAUGUGUGGGGCAAGUAUAUAACUUCACUUUCAACAUUCAGAAUGGAUCCAGCUAUUUGCCGAUAACAUUUAAGUAUCACAAAUAUGCCUGCUUCGAAAUGGAACCAGAGGAAAUGACCUUGAAGGCAAACGCUAAUGUUGAUGUUCUUUUAAUGUUGAAACCCUCGACCAUUGGGGAUAUUGAGACGGAUAUAAGUCUCUGCUUAACAUAUAAAGCUAACGGUCACGUUUAUAAAGUUGGUAAUGCAUACUUUCAUGUUCGAUACAAGUGUCACAAAGAUCCUUCAAUAACAAGUCCAAUGCUCAGGCGUAAAUUUAACAUGGGUAUCACACCAGCUAUAACCGAUGAAGUGGGAUUCUUGGUUGAUCAUACCAAGUUCGGAGAUGUAAAGGACGCACCAGUUCAGGCGUUUGUCAAUGUUGCAAAAAGAAAUGCCUAUCUUAGGGGAAAUACCAAUAUAGUCGCUUUUCCCAACGAUCGUCCAAGAAUAUUGCGACCGUGGAGCAGCGAUCUUGCUUAUCAAACAAUUUUUGCAAGUAUUCGUCGAAUUCAAGCCCCCGUAGACAAUUAUAUGCUGACGCAAUCUGAAACUCGACUAAAAAACGAAAACAAACAGAAAUAUAAUAACUUUAUCAGAAAAAAUAGGACAAAAGCAGUAGCGAAUGAAACUCUAGUGGACGAUAUAUAUCCAACUGAUCUGGAAAAAGUUUUGUUGACCAAAGAAAAAAUUAAACAUUGCCCAUUAUUUUUUACCGAAAAAUCUAAACCUCUAUUAUAUUUACCUUUAAUACCAGAGCAACUGAUGGGGAUUGAAGUAAAUCCACAUUACAUUCAACUCGGGAAAAUUGCGCCAUAUAUUAGCUGCUCUGACUUUUUUACAAUUGUCAACAAAAACGAAUUUCCUGUAGUGAUUAGCAUAGUUGCUCUAAGCAAUUCGGUCAUUGUCAAAGGAAAAAAGAGAAUAAAAAUAUCACCUUUUUCAACCGAAAAACUAUAUUUCGACUGUUUUUCCCAAGGCUUAGGCAAAUACUAUGUUCCAGUAUACAUAAUAGUCAACGACUGUCAUAUUUUCAAUGCUACAGUUUUCGCGGAAGUUGUUCCCACAACUGUUAAGUGCAAAUUGAAAGAUAUAACUAUUAACCCAAGGGAUAAUGUCGCUUUUGUAGAGUUAUUUAAUCCAGUGAAUUGUGCCAUUGACUUUUCUUGGAACGUCCAAGACAAAUGCUACAGUAUCCUGCCAUCGUGUGGUACUUUGGACUCAAGGAGAUCCCUUUAUUGUAAAAUAGUUUUUACUCCAAGUAUAGCUGCAGUGUUUAAAACUGAAAUCAUUCUCUACUCACAAAGUGGUGCUAAGCAAGUGUUGAAUUUGGUCUACAAAAAUCCACGACCUUCAAUUUUAUUCAACACGGAUCUAUUGGAAUUUAAAGACAUUCCCUUAAAUAUGAGAGUAUCAAAGACGUUGGUACUUAAAAAUAAUUCAGCUAAUAAAGUUGUGAUGUAUGUUAACGACCCACAUCCAAUGGAAGAACUCACCGUGACUCCACGUGUAGCUGUCAUACCCGGAAAAAGUAUUUUGUUUUUUCAAGUAUUUGCCCAUUUCAGGACAGUUCAAACAUUCAAAUGUGUAUGUAACUUCACUUUGCAAGAUGAGUAUAAUUAUCAAGUAAAUAUAGAAGGCGACGUAUGUUACCCUACUAUUGCUGUCAAACCAAGUUCCAUUCAAUACCAAAAAAUUCCCACAGGAGCUUGCCAUAGAAAGGUUUUCAGAUUAGAAAACACCAGCCAGUCAAAGCUCUCCGUAAAUUUUGAUUUUGAUUUAUACCGCGACUUCAGAAUAGUUGAUACGGCAAACAAAACUGUCGAUUCUAUUAACAUAGAACCCCACACGUCUGUAAAUUUGUAUCUAGAAUUCGAACCACUAGAACCAACAGCUUACACGUUCUAUGUUCCUAUGAUUCUAAACAAUUUAGUUGGCCCGCCGUUAUUAAACAAUCCCAAAAGCUUUGAAUACAGUAACUAUUUUGACGACCGAAGAACAGGAUUCGAGAAAUCACGAAAAACAAUGGUUGGGUUAAGGGUAACUUGUGCAGCUGGCGCUCCGUGGUUCAAGUUCUCUUCGUUUUCUAUGUCGUUCACAAGUGAUGCACCGAAUAACAAAUUCCUAGUUACCAAUAUAUCAAACAUCAGUCGAGAAUUGAAACUUAUGACCGAAAAUAUGAAGGAUUGCUUUUCCGUUGAAGUAGAAAACAAUACAGGUGCUCCCACUGUAAGGGAAAAAUAUAUAAGUGUCCAAUUAGAACCAGAACAAUCAGUAACAUUCUUGUUUUCGUUUAACACUGAAUCUCACGGAAUAUUCGAGAGCAACUUACUAUUUUAUGUUGGCGAUUAUUUUGGAAACUGUCCCUUUAAUCUUGUGAGGUUAUAUGCAACUACUACUCAACCAACGAUUCUCAGCAAAACCAAAAUGAUAUACAUUCCAGUAAUACCUAUCAAAACAAAGUUUAGCAAGAGCGUAGAUAUCGUGGUUAAUUUUCAUCUAGCCAAUUGUAAGUUAAAGUCAUCAUGUACACAUGAAUUCUUCAAAUCUGAUGUCAAAAGCUGCAAAAAGAAAGAUGAAGAUGGAAAGAAGUAUAAAUUGGUGGUCACGUUUUAUCCAAAAGAGGAAUGUGAAAUAAGGUCAGAGGUCACUAUAAGUUGCUCCUGCAAUGCUUCAUGUGAAAUUGGCAUUAUCGCUUCAUCAAACAAAAAUCUCCUUCUUUCUUAUAGACAUCGAAUGAAGUGGUACGUCGAUUGCGAAGUGCUUACGAGAUGUAAAAGUCACGAAUAUUUUGGAGUAAAUAGUAAUGACAUUUAUCAAGAAAAGAUAGACAGAAUGCAAGAAAUUUUGGAAAACUUUUUUUAUAGCCAAGGAUUUUUUACCACGGCGUUUUAUAGGAUUCCAGAAACUAUAGCAAGAUAUCCUUUUGACUUAUAUCGUCAGGAGAAAGAAAGAAGAACCGAAAAAAAGAAAGUUAUACACUUACCAGUUGUUAGUCUUUUACGAAAUCUGUCUGAUGGGAGUAUCGUAAAUGAAAUUGUCGAAAAGAAUACUAGCGCCUCAUUAGACGACAAUCUGGGUACUGCGUAUGACUAUGCAGUAUAUAGAAACGUUCUAAACUAUUUGGAACGAUAUGGGAUGUUUACAAACGAUAUAAGACCAGAAUUCCUUUUAACGUAUAUCAGAUACAUUACUUUUAGAGAAAGCAUUGAAGACAUUACAAAUACUACUAAUGGUGAAACGGUUUCCGAAGAAGAAUUUUCAGUUCUCAGUAAAGAAACGUGGCUAGAUUUUUUAUUAAGGAUUUACAAAUUAUUUUUUUAUGAUCGAUUGUUGUCAGAUAAAAUCUAUAAAGCAGGAAAAAUCGUUAUACACGACCAUUUCGAAGAAUCGCUUAAAGAAUAUCAUGAUCAAAAUAUAGAUUGUUUUUCAGACAAAAUGGAUAAAGCUGAGAUUAAUCUAUUGUUAUGGCUGGAAUUUCAUUUUCAGUCGAAAAAAGAUAAAUUGUGGCCAGAAAAACAUGUACCAGCAAGGGAAAUUAGAGAUUUAAGCGUAGAUAUCAGGGAUAGCCUCCCGUUAAUAACAUUACUAGCUACGUAUUGUCCCUAUUUGGAAGACUUAUUUAAAGAAAUCUACUUCGAGCCAUUUACCGAUCACGGACAACUUCUUCACAACGCUUGUUUGGUAUCGGAGGCAUGGAAUAAACUAGAAUUAUCUUAUACAAUUUCUACUAAUAACAUUGUAUCACCCACAAACACUGAAAUGACAAUUUUGUUGAUGUACCUCUAUACUGUGCUUCCAGGCUUUUAUCCAACCGAUCAACUAACCAUUCAAUCUAACCUAGGUGAAUCCUCUUCGGUGCAUGUGAUGUUAAAAAAUCCAGGGAAUACUCCUAUCAGUUUUAAGGCGAAUUUGUUUUUAAAUGACAACGGUAGUUUUCGUAUAAACACCAAUAUUGUCGUGAUUGAACCACAAAAAGAAAAGAAUGUUCAAAUAUAUUACACAGCCAAACAGAUCAUAAAUGAAAAUGCUGUGUUAGUGUUGUCUGGUGAAACUGGACUUUAUAAAUACUGUAGAAGCUCUGCCAUUAAUUUGACGGGAAUACCCAAUAUCCUGUAUUGUACAGAUGAAUACAUAAUUGAGCUAAAUAUGUAUCAAUACACCGAAAAAUUCCUAACAGUGACGUCACCGUAUUGUCAAAGUUAUGAAGCAUAUACUUGCUAUUAUAUAUAUGAUCCCACUAGCCUACCUUCAACAAUGGAAGAUUUUGUUUCUUUAAAUUCAUUUCCAAAUUUACCAAGACAGCUAAAUAUAGAUACAUUCAUAAAAUUUACAGAAAACGGUACUUACAAGUUGAGAAUAAAUCUUUGUUUUGUCACUCACGGAACUUACGAAUACUAUGUAUAUUUUGUAAGUAAAGAAAUAGGUGUUUUUUGCAUCAAGUUAACCAUCGAGUCGACAUUAUCUGAAGAUACUUUCGAAGAACUCAAAAUACGUAUUCCUUCCAAUUUUGACACUCACGCUGGUUGUAAGUGUAAAAGAGGUGCAAUCAAUUCUCUAUGCCCAAGAGUUAUCAAAGCUGCUAUACCUUUUCAAAAUCCUAAAUUAUUAGAAGGUUUACGAAGAAUGAUGUAUAUACACGCGGAUUCUAAUGAACGUGCUUUUUGGAAUAAACAUUUAGUAUUUCCAAGAGGAUUCCAUAUACUGCGUGAAUAUUUAAAGAUCAAUUUCGAUGACAUAUUAAUACCGUUUAAACGAAUUUUGGAUUCAGAAGUUGUCUACACUCCCAAAGCCAGAGGUAGAAAUUAUUCUCCGGAAGAAAAAAUACACAUAAAGGAUGUAACUGAUGAAGGAGUAUGGCAGUUGUUUAUUCACUGGGAUUCUCAGACAUUUCCUGGAACUGAAGUUCUGUACCUAAAAUCAGAUCAUGAACAAGAACUACGGAAGUAUAAUUUGACGUUUUGGACACGAGAGAAAAGAAUAUUAUAA
Messenger RNA from Diabrotica balteata, 6312 nucleotides. Lineage: Eukaryota; Metazoa; Arthropoda; Insecta; Coleoptera; Chrysomelidae. The record is from the annotation of a GenBank genome assembly.